Messenger RNA from Suillus bovinus, 1773 nucleotides. RefSeq lists its product as uncharacterized. Gene Ontology annotation, molecular function: DNA binding; copper ion binding; zinc ion binding. Gene Ontology annotation, biological process: regulation of DNA-templated transcription; DNA-templated transcription. The record is from RefSeq and is a predicted model, not a curated record. The coding region runs from base 1 to 1773 and encodes 590 amino acids. NCBI's taxonomy places the organism in Eukaryota, Fungi, Basidiomycota, Agaricomycetes, Boletales, Suillaceae. Gene Ontology annotation, cellular component: nucleus. The transcript is spliced from 8 exons.
AUGACUACUACAUCUGGUUCAAGUAGUACACUACAACCACUCGGAGGCCUUCAACGCGGCAAAGCGUGCAUUGCAUGCAGACGUCGAAAAGUUAAGUGCGAUGGUACCCGACCAACGUGCAGUCAAUGCGUCCGUGGUAACAGGCCCGACGACUGUGAAUACACAGAUGGCCAGGGACGGUCUCGGACAAAUAUGCUGGAACAAGAAAUCUCACGUCUUCAAGCUCGAAUACAAGAGCUCGAGCAUCCCGAGAACACUACUCCCGCGGUUGCGCUACACCACCCUUACUCGUCGUCCGACGUCCCGCAAGGGUUUUCUGUCCCAUUUGGGUUCCAGCCUUCCCAUAUCUCUGCGUCAAUGUCAUCUGCAUUAAGUCCCGGAGCGCCGUCGAGUUCUAGUUCUCGAAUUACAUCGGGUGACUUCAGUCCGAGCGGCUGGUGGGUUCAAGAAGAGCCUCCGAGCCAAAUUGUACUCGAAUCUUUGAAUAAAAUUUUGCCUUACGCGGACGAACUUGGCUUUUUCCUGCAUAUCCCGCGCGUACGAAACACGCUUGUGACUGCUUCCCGUGAUAUUCCUGUUGCAUUGCAAAACGCCAUCAUUCUGUUAUGUCUCCAUGUCACGAACACGAAGCAGACCGCCUUCGAGCUGACAGUGCUAUCAAGAUGUUUGCGUCAGCUAGCUGAUAUCAUCCCUUCCUGCACUGCAAGUACCCGAGAUUUGCUGGAUGUCCUACAAACAGAAGUCCUGCUUAUAUACUACUUGUUCCGGGUCGGACGGACAGUUGAAGCGAAGUACUAUUCAGGCGGAGCGGCCAGCCUUGUUCUGGCAUUUCGACUUCAUUCUUCUCCUGAAGAAGAUACACCGGCGGACAUGCAGUCUAUGUCGUUCGAUAUAUUCAGGACCACCCUUUCAAAUCCGAUUGACGAUAUCGAGCAGACAGAAGCCAUACUUGCAUUCUGGAACGUCUUCACUUGGGACAAGAGUGUGUCCGCCGUGCUGGGAGUUCCACCUAGCAUCAGUAGAUCCAUUCGGGUAUCUGUCCCUUGGCCUGGAAAAAUACAGGAAAUUGGACCUCAAGUAGACACCAUACAACAGUUCCUUGUCGACGGACAGAGUGAAAAAGGAUAUUCUGACUCAGCACUCGCCUUCCACGCAAAAGCAGCUGUACUCCUUGACGAGGUGAACAAUUUAUUGGAGCAAUACACAUCAGAUUCACGUGUUCAAGAAACACAUUCAUUCGGAGCACAAUUUGGGUCACUCGACGCACUCAUACAACACCUGCAAGCAUCCAUGCCGUCCAAUCCGUCCUUGACAAGUGAGACGUCGCAAUCGUCCUCGCAAUCGGGUGUUGCUCCUUCGUCACCUGAUCUCGGUUAUCGUCGUUCAAUUUGCGUGCAAUCCCUUCUAUCCCUCGCUACCAUUCGGUUGCACAGACCCUUCCGUGAAUCCUAUGGCUUAUCGAAUGCCAAAAUCGUCACCGCGGCCAUGCUCAUAGCGCGUGCCUUACAAUACGUGAACGUAAAUACACUGCAAUAUUUUGAUCCCGUCGUCACAAUAUGGAUAAAUGCUUCCUUCGUGAUUCAUGCGGAAAUUACACGUUUGCAUGCCAUAAAAGCGUGGCCGACGCAGUUCCCCGCACGCGGCGAAGGUCUUGUCCAGGCCCUAAGGACCAUGGUGACUGUAUUGAGAGAUGUUGCGAAACAUUGCCCUGUGCUUGCACUCCGGACAAAAUUAGAAACUGUAUUAACUCCUCUUGACCUUGUUGCUCGAUGA